Messenger RNA from Pisolithus orientalis, 452 nucleotides. RefSeq lists its product as uncharacterized. Bases 58 to 327 code for a protein of 89 amino acids. NCBI's taxonomy places the organism in Eukaryota, Fungi, Basidiomycota, Agaricomycetes, Boletales, Pisolithaceae. The transcript has 3 exons. The record is from RefSeq and is a predicted model, not a curated record.
GUUGAAUCUCCCAGCGUCCGCCUCCAGCUAGACUGCGUCUGCUGUGAACGCACCGACAUGAGCCAAGUGUCUGAAGAUCUACUCAGCUUUUGUCUGUUUUUCAAGUUUGUCCCUAUCCCCCCCCCUUCCCUUUCCAUUUUCAUAUACUCCAUCGUGGUCCACCUUUCGCGUCGAAGUAAGCAAGUCCUGACGUCAUUGUCAAUCUUGGUGCUGUUGUCGAUUGCAGAACUCGUGAACACGUACCACCUACAGCUAAAUACAUAUUGCAAUUCCAAGUGUAUCCCUCAACUUUCGGACCAAGUAUUUAGUCCCGCCCGUGUAAAAUGAGGGGUCACUAACAUCUCACUCUUGGCCAUCGAUACGAGGGCUUGCACGGAAGACCAGAUCUGGACGGCCAGUGCAUAAUGAGCAGUGACGGCGAAUCGGUGAAUAGAUAUAGUGAGUCUGAUCAC